Aureobasidium pullulans EXF-150 is the source of this 1070-nucleotide messenger RNA. RefSeq lists its product as uncharacterized. The record is from RefSeq and is a predicted model, not a curated record. The coding region runs from base 218 to 835 and encodes 205 amino acids. The transcript is spliced from 2 exons. Lineage: Eukaryota; Fungi; Ascomycota; Dothideomycetes; Dothideales; Saccotheciaceae.
GAACGAUGGUCGGGUUGCUGAACUGGGGCAUUCCUUGAUUUCACACCUCUUCGGCAGUGUUAUCAAAAUUAACGGUAGAAACCCGACUCAUUACGGAAUACCUUUUGGCUGUCAUUUUCACGAUUGGCCGAACAGCGAUAAUCAUGCAGCGGUGAUGAUAGCAAGGCACAGUCUUGCAAAGGCCGGCGUGCACACUCAUACUUAUUAUCCUCUACACAUGCACUAUCUCCUCAAAGUCUUGAAACCUCAAUUCUGGAGGGACGAGGUUGAGAGAUUUGGCGGAUCCUACGCUAUGAAGCCGCCUAAACUUUUGGGCGUCAGAUACAGAUAUGACCAUGCACUAUGGUCUGGUGAAGGCCCAGUGGAGAUGGAGACCGAAGCAGCCCUGCCCCCAAAUUCCUUGCGCCCUGAUGUGAAAGAGGGUCUUUUCUGGCGAGAUGGCGCGACCGCUCUGGGCAAAAGUACCGAAUACUACAAAGAUGUCAUUGCAGAUUGGACGAUAGCAAUGUUGCCGUGGGAAUUUGAAGACUCAAAGGGUUUCAAGACCAAGCCUAGGACAUGGGAUUUGAUUGACAGAUUCCAUCCCGGUCAAUUCACCAUCAUGACCGAACCUCCUCCGCUGCUCAAUUUUCCCAAGUACGAUCCUGCUCGUUCUCAGUAUGAACGUCGAAAAUAUGUGAGAGACCUGAGAAAGAAAAAACUAAAAGAAAAAGCUCAAAGAUUGCCGAAAGGAGGAAGCUUGACAAGGCUAAAAAAGGUCCACCGAAACGCAAGCGCGAAUACGACAAGAUACAUGAAGCGCAUAAACCAUCUGCACCUUCACCGACAGAUCUAGGUCGCUAUCCUCGAGCAAAUCCUCGUCCAAAGGACUAUGAUCCAGAUCUGGAGUUUCCAAGAGUUCCCUGCACAGGUAACCAACAGGAAUCACCUCCGCCAUAUAACAACAGAGAGAAGUGGGCACCGAAAUGGAAGAUCGACUUUGGGGAUGGUGGGGCCUAUCCUGAGAUUGACUAUCAGCAAUAUCCUCUGGGCAUGGAUGAAUACGAUGAUGAUGACGACUCGGAUAGCGA